CGCAUAAUUUCUACAACACAUUCUAAAGAACAAAAUUGUAAGCUUCUGAAAAUUCUUUUUACGCACUACAACAAAAUAGGAAAUUUACCUCGGAUAUGGACCUUUACACAACAAAUAUUUUAUCUUUCUUAAACUAAAGUUAUUGCAACAGCAAUAUCCUGUUUUUCCAGGAAAUGGUUAAAAGCUCAGCUGCGUCAACUAGCGAUCGGAGAAACGCAGCAAGGCAGGCGGUUCAAAAUGGAUGCGCCUAAAGUUUCUGUUUCUAUUUCGUAAAUCGAGGCUGCUUCUUCACCCCGCUGCGUUCGUUAGCUGGUAAAAUGUCGGACAGCAUGGCGAUUUGUUAAUGUGAGGCCAACUUUUAGCGCGAGUGAAAAAAUUAUGAAAACAAACUGCACCCUCAAUCGACGGAGGGUUGGUGACUUUACAGUCCUUCCUGGUUACAGAACACUUUUUUUUCACAGAAUGAAAUAAUUACAUCUGGGAACGCUUCUAGGUCUCGCCUGGUGGAAUAAUUCAUUGACAAUUAGAUGUGGCUAUAACAGCUCCUUUCCAGUUGUGGCAAAUGCCCUUUGAUUCAAUCCCUUUUAAGGACUGAGCAAUGCCGUAUUUCAAGAGGAAAAAAGCGAGAAGACUAACCAAAGGUCUUUUUGAGCCGGUAUCUCCAGGUUCUGGAACAUUCCAGAAGCGCAUUCUCCCCGUGCUGCAGAACUCGUACUUGGACGCGAAGUCUAGGGGCUGUUUUCGAUACAGCGGCACCCAGCUGGUCAACAAUGCUGCCCUGCAGAGAGAUUACCAGGCCUUCCAUGCUGAGAAGAGGGAGAGGGGAUACACAGAGGAGGAGCUGGAAGAGUCAUUUGGCUUCCUGCUGUUUGACCAGCAAGAGAAGGCUAAGAAAGUGUGUGAGAACGGACUGCGGGUUGGACAUGGAGCGUGCUCCACAUUGGGAGACCCCUCUAAAGGUGUUUAUGUCUGGAAGCACUCAGACUGCCUGGACUGCAGUUCCCUCCGCCACAGCACGUCCGGCUUCAUCGUCAUCCUGAGGCUGACCAAGGGCAGAGUGAGGCCGGUGAGGGAGAACCACACCCAGAGCUUCACCGCUCCCACCACGGGGUUUGACUGCCAUGUGGUGGAGCCAAUCAGCGAUGAGCCCGCCCCUGGCUCCUUCCCUCCCGAGUGCAUGCAGUACUACCUGUACGAGCUGAGCGGGCCGGGGGAAGGCGUGGCCGCGCGUCCCAGACACGUCCUGCCGUUCGCGCUCGUGGCGUUCUCUUACAGAGGGGCGGCGCCGCGCCCGUCCGCCCCGCGGGCGACCAGCAGGUCAGAGAGGCCAAGUAAGCAGGAAGUGGAGCUUUUACCCGGUCAUAUUACUGCGUUCCAUUGGCACCCAUGGAGUGGCCAGCUCCAGAUAAAGUCUGUGGUUUACCACGUGGCCCUGAAGUCUAAUACUGAACCUGAGACCCCAGCAGCCCUCCCUGCUGUGUUGGUGGUGGACAGGGUCAUGAGCGUUUCAGCCCUAAGGGAAGUCUUACCGCUCGGCGUCUUUGAAGCCCGCUGUGGCAGAGAAGUUUCCCUGGAGGGCAAGUGUUGCAGUCUGUACGAGGUGGUGACAUCACUGGCCCAAGACUCCUCAUUGGCUCUGCUGACCCUGGAACUAAAACAGAAGGAACUGGCCCUCGUGCUGCAGUUGGACGGCUGCGGGUUGCUUGUGCUCUUGAGCUCCUCGAACUUUCUGACGUAUCAAGACCCUCUGUUAGGAAAGACGGAGAUUCUCCUGGCCAUGUUUGUGUUUCCGGACUCAGCUGUGCAGAAAGGUUUGGAGAUCCAGAGAUCCAGGACUUCCCUUUCGCGAAACGUGCUGCAGGUCCUCCCAGGCCUGAACUACGCUGAGUCUGAGAUUGAGAAGUGUCCUCCAAAGCAGCAGGGGUCACUGUGUGAUCUGGUGGAGCAGCACCUGCAAAGUUAUGCCACCGUAAAGCCGCCAGGGAUUCCUGACAACCCCUCCAACGAGGCUGGUUGGCUUCAAGAACAGUAUGACGCACCAGAGACGCUAAGCCACUGCAAUAGUGCCCCCAAGUGUGGGGCGGUGGCAUUGCAGCGCCUGCAGGGCUAUCUGGGCCAGCCAGAGGCCUAUGCCCUGCCUGUGGUCAAAACUAUGGAGCUGUUGGCAGUCAGAGGGGAGGAGCGAGGAGACGAUGCCUGCUGUUUUCUCCCGCCCCUGGAAGAGAUCCCGCCAGGGGGUGCCAAUGCGGUGACUGAGGACCAUGGGACGCCUGGCGCUGCCGCGUUGACCUGCGCUAAGCCUCGCUCUGAGGCACUGGGGACUCCGACCGUGCCCAUGUCGGGUGAUCCGCCCAUGGACCACAACUUGGUCAUCAUCAGGGAGGGAAGAGUUUGGACAUCAGGCCUCGUGGCCAAAAGCAUCGUCGAGCGUCGAGGGAGCGCUGCUGAGUCCACUGGUACGGUCGGAUUUCCGUGUGUGCAAACCCAGCUGGCAGUCAAACCUGCAACCUCAAAGAGGCGGAGCAGUAAGAGGAAGAAGGUUUCACAGCCUGCCAAUCCGAAGAGCCUGGGCCAAGGUGGUGGGAUUGAGGGCCAGCCGGUUAUGGCUCUGCCGCUCCCUCCAAAGAGGAAGGGCUUUGGGUAUGGCCUCAAAACCAUCAUCACAGACUGCGGAAGGAUGUUCAUCCCCCACGGCUCAGAGAUCCUCCCCAGGGACAUUGCGUCACUCGCUGAGAGGCAGAGGGUCGUGACUUGCUCUACUGAGGAAAUGGGGUCUGCUGGAGCGCCAGCCGUGCCUGCCGAAACAGCUGACCAACCGACCCCGAUCACAGUAUCAGCUGACCAACCGACCCCAAACACAGUAUCAGCUGACCAACCGACCCCAAACAGUGAGACGGCUGACCAACAGGCCCCAUCCAUGCAUCCAGCGGACAGACUGGAGACGGGGUUACCAGUGGUCUCUCCUCCUGCAGAAGACAAUAAUAUAAACAACAGUGAGACCAAAAUAAUUCCCGAUAAAAUUAAUGCAGGUGAAAUUCAAGGGUCCAAAGCCUUAAUAUCGUUCAAGGAACUGAGAACAGUUAUUCAACAUAUAAAAAGAAAAUUGAAAUGUCCAGAUCAGAUGUUGGACAAUUUUGGGGCCAGUUUGGCUGAUGAUGAACCUCAACAGAAGAAGAGCAAGAGCAACAGUCCCGUGGCCAACGAGACGCAGGGCUCUAAAAUCAGCUGUAGAAAGGACGUUUCCCCAAAGGGAGCAAACGUCCCGCAGCUGUGUCCCAAAAUGGCAGACAGCCCCGGUUCAGACCCAACACUGUUGGGAAAACCGCAGAGGACAGAUGGACAGGAUGGGGCACAACCGAGGAGAACCUCUCCCAGGAGGCUGGACCUCCCAAAGUCCUCCCUGCCGCCUGAACAAACACUGAAGAUCCAAGCUCCGCCCACCACCCCAGCAAAACCAGUGAAGCUCAAGCCAUUCAAAAAACAACUGAGAAGCAGGAUUAUUGACAGCACCACAGAGAAUGACUCAUUGAAUAGCGACAGUCCUGCUUCCCAGUACUGUGCAGCGAUAGGCCAGUCCCAAGAGUUUAAGCCCGAUGGGCACCGGGUGUCCCCGGGUGGGGUAUGCUCAGGUGGGGGGAGCCCUGUUCCCGAGCAGGGUUCCACCAGUGCUGGCCAGCCUGCUGACGCUCUCACCUUGCUAGCUGAUUUGGCCCUCAGUUCCAGUAGUGACAAUUCUCCAACAGACCUCAGCCCGGCCCUGGAGUCAGAUCCCUCGGCAAGAGACGGAAGUCCUGCCAAGCGGCCCCUCCCCCUCAGGUCUCCUGCCCCUGAGGGCCUGGUGGUGAGCGGGGAGCUUAUUUCGAUCAUCUCCUUGGAGCACAAUUACUCAGCGCCCCCCUCCUGUAUGCUGGGUUCGAUGGGUGGGCCCCGACAGCUCCAGAGCGUUGCGGACACCUCGCCCCCAUCUGCCCAACCGGGCCCUCUGGGUCAGGACAACACAGACCAACUGAAUGUAACAAGUCGUUUGCCCGGCAACCCAUCCCCGCAGUGCCCAGCUGCAGAACGGCGGAAGCGGGGUUCAAAAUGGGCCCGGGACAUUGUCCAAGUGGGUGAAACAAUCCGUGUGACGCGACCGUGGAAAGACGAGUACAAGUUUGGUCACGACAGCAAGUACACCAAUGAACCUGUGGUAAAGGCUGUCAUGCGGGCCUUGCAUGGGCCGUGGGAUUUCGGCUUCGAGGACACUACGGAACAGUCGUGUCUGAUCCUGCACACCUGGAUCGGCCUGUUCUACAGCAGGUCCACCACCAGGUUCUUCCAGACCGAUCUGAACAGGCCCCUUCUGGAGGGCCGCCCCCUCGCUUUGAAGGCCCGAAGGAAGUCGCGGACUAAGGAGGCGACGCCCACCGGGUUGCCCGACUCCGAGGUUCUUCAGGACGCUGCUGAGAUACAGCGCUGUGCUCCGCCUCCUGCUGCUCCUCCACCUCCGGAGGAGGAGGUUUUGGACCUGAGGGAGCCGAGCAAGAAAAUGGCGGAUCCCCCGCAUCCUUUGCCGGAGGUGUUGGAUCUGUCACGGAAACGUUCGGAGGCUUUGGACCUUUCCAAGCACAGCAGUGAGACAUGUCCUCAUGGCAGCAACCAGAGAAUUUUACCAAAAAAUUCUGUGGUCCCUUUACCGCCCCCAACACUGUACAACUGCACCUACAUGUAUGCGGUCCCUUUUCCCUCUGCAUACUCCCAGUUCAUUCGCAAGGAGUACAGAUCAAGCACUGACAACAUGUCAGAUGAUGGAGGCGAACAGAGAGAUGAUGGCAGCAUUUUGCAGGAAGACGAUGGCGAGGAGAACUACGACUCUGGGUUCCAUCAGCCCUUGAGUAAUGAUGAUAUUUACGCUCAGAUGUGUGAGCGCACUGCAAGUUUGCGCAUCAGCAAAGACACAUUAUUCAACGGGACACGCAGAGUUGUGAGACAAAUGAGUGUUGGGACCUUGCGUUCUUACGACCCUUUGCAGUCACUUGACAUAGAAAUGAACAGGAGGACCAAGAGGACUAAAGAAGGCUCUCCCUGCAUACAGCCAUGCAGGCUUUCCAAGGUCUGCUGCACAACAGCUGAAACACUUCAGCCAAUCAACAUCUGCCACACAACAGCUGAAGUGCUACAGCCAAUAGGUGCCUCCGACCAUGAAUCCGAAGGAACUGUUGUUACAGACGGGGGUGAUGGGAGUGAUUUCAAUAAAGGGAAGGAACUCACAGCAGUGCAUAAUGGGAGUGAUUUCAGUAGAGCAGAAGCAUGCACAGCAGUGCAUGAUGGGAUGGAUUUCAGCAAAGAGGAGGCAUGCACAGCAGUGCAUGAUGGGAGUGAUUUCAGCAAAGGAAAGGAAAAUACAGCAGUGCAUGAUGGGAGUGAUUUCAGUAAAGAGGAUGCAUGCACAGCAGUGCAUGAUGGGAGUGAUUUCAGUAAAGAGAAGGCAUGCACAGCAGUGCAUGAUGGGAGUGAUUUCAGUAAAGAGGAUACAUGCACAACAGUGCAUGAUGAGAGUGAUUUCAGUAGAGCAGAGGCAUGUGCAGAAGUGCAUGAUGGGAAUGAUGUCAGUAAAGAGGAUACAUGCACAGCAGUGCAUGGUGAGAGUGAUUUCAGUAAAGAGGAUACAUGCACAGUAGUGCAUGAUGGGAGUGAUUUCAGUAGAGCAGAGGCAUGCACAGAAGUGCAUGAUGGGAGUGAUGUCAGUAAAGAGGAUACAUGCACAGAAGCACAUGAUGGGAGGGAUUUCAGUAAAGGGGAUGCAUGCACAGGCAUGCAUGAUGGGAGUGAUGUCAGUAAAGAGGAUACAUGCACAGAAGCACAUGAUGGGAGGGAUUUCAGUAAAGGGGAUGCAUGCACAGGCGUGCAUGAUGGGAGUAAUUUCAGUAUGGAUGAAGAAUUCACAGCAGCGCAUGAUGGAAAUGACAUCAUUGAAGGGGAGGAGCACAAAGUAGUCUGUGAUUUAAUUGAAAUGCAUGAUGGAAGCAAUGGCAGUGGGGAAGAGAUGCCUACAGCAGUAUUUGAUGACAGGAGAGAUUCAGUUACUGAGAUGCAAACAGCACUUUCUAAUGGGGAUAAGUCCGGCAACGUCAUUGACGUGGGGGAAAGCGCCAGUGAAAAUCGAAGUCCUACCCCUACGCUCGACGAAUUGCCUUACGAGCUCAACCUCUGUCUAAGUGACAGCCAAAGUGGGACUCCUGUGUAUGACUGCUUAAAGAGGGAAGCACGUGGGAGUAGAAGUGAUACGCCAACGCAGGAUGAGUUACCUGGCGAGCAUGGAUCUUACAGGUACGACCACUUCUCUGUGCCGACAGGAGAUCUGUUGAGCAGCAGGGUUGAUCCUGUUGGCUCAAACAGCGAGGCUGAUUCCUCCGCUUACCUGCCUCAAAGUGCUAAUAUACCGUGUCCCAGCAGCAUGCGCAUGAGCCCACCAAGAGCACCGUCCUCUCUGGAUAAGCCAUUUUCCCACAGCAGCCCUGUUUCACCCCAGGUUUCAGAGGAGAGUCGGGAGCCCCAGCCUCUCUCUGAAGACGCACCCAACCUCAACAGUAGCACAUCCUCUGAAGAAGUUUCAGUCUGCUCAGAACCCAAGUCCAUUAAGGCCACGCAAUUCUUCAGGCCUCACAGCUGUGAAGAACUACGCACAGCUAACGAAGAAGGCAUUACCAUAUCGAAAGAGAAAGAUCUUCCUCAGAGUUUGGACUCGCCGUGCAGGAAUCGCAAAGCUGUUAGCCAAAGCGAACCUACGGCAGGUAGCCAGAGCCCCACACGCAGUGAGCUCAGCCUUGGUCUCAGCUGCAGCCAGGUGUCCGAAGCCAGCCCUCAGCAUGAUUCUAUUCUUCCAUCGAAGGAUGACUCAGCAAUUUGUCACAGUGAGCCAGCCGAUAAUGGCAGCGAAGUCAUGACUGCUGAGGAUGAUCACGGUAGCGAUCCACUACGGUCUUUCGACGCUGUCCUCCCACCCAGUCCUUACAUUAGGAUUAGCCCUGCAGAGAUCUCUCCGUCCCGUUCAGCCAGUGACGGCACCUCUUCAGAGGGCCCUAAAGCCCUUGAGGACUUCCAGCAGAGUCCCCAAAGAAUGUCAUCAGACAGCAAAGAUGUAAACUUACUAAACAGUAGCUUAGAAGUGGUUCCAAAUGGUAAGCUCCAUCUUUUGAAGCAGAACUCUGACUAUGAACCAUGUCACUCAGUAACCAGUUCCCAAAGUCAGUUACAGGCUGAUUGUUCGCAUCAGCCACACCAACCUUUUUCAGAUGGGAAGGAUAUACCUGCAGAUGAGUUACCCGACCAUUCCAAACCCAUCUGCCAGACCAAGCGCAGUGACUCUCCACCUGGCUCUGGUUCCGACAGCGCUUGUCCCUCAAUGGUAGGCUCAGUUUACAGCGAACAUGAGAUUACGGGCACCUCUGCUCCCGUAGGAAGCUCACAGCACGUUGAUCGAAGUUACGAAAAAAGCAUCAGUCCUGCGUCUUGCAGGUCCCACACGCCUGCCGAGCGGCUGGGCGAAUCCGGCAGGGCUUGCGGAAGCCAAGGAGGAAGUGACGCCAGCCUGGCAACGGACAGAGGGAAAACGAGAAGCCCUGUAAGUAUGGAGGAGUCCUCUGAUCCUGCUGCUCAACACACGGCAACAGAGGGCUUCAGUGAAAGCUUUGCCCUGAAAGAGGAAAAAGACGAGGAAGGGUAUAAUAUGAUGGGGGACAGAGAGAGUGUGAGCUCUGGAGACUUCUCUGAUGCUGUUACAGGAGAGGAUGCGGGAGGAAGUCCCGUUGGCGAGGAUUCUUCUGACGAAGAGGAAAUUGAUGAAGCGUUGGACUACAGCAAGGCUGGCCCACUUAGCCUCUGCUCUGCUCGGAGUGAAGGGACGGGCCGGAGCUGGGCCUCGUGUUCAGCUCCCCACAAGGUAAAGGACACUGCAGAAAGGGAACGGUCUUCUUAUUGUAGAGGUGGGAGAAAAAGUUCCAGUCAAGAUUGUGUGCCGAUGGAAGAGGAGGAGGAGGGUGAAAGCUCAGUUGUCAGACCAUCCAUCUUCACUGUGUUGGAUUGCCAAGGAAACCGAAGGACUUACGAAAACUACCCCAUCACCAAAACGGUGUGGAACGAGCCCGUCGGGGCUGCUCAGAACAGCGGCGCGGGGAGCAGUCACCUGCUCGGCUUCCUGCAGAAAUGGGUGGAGCCUCAACACGCGCAGCCCGACCUCACCCAGUCCUCCCUGGACCUGCAGUACCUCAUGUUCUCCGAAAAAAUGAACCAGAUUCUCAAGAAGCACCAGCCGGAUGCCGAACGCCGUGGUUCCGCACACCGCUACCCGUGGCGGCAGCGCUCCUCGGCCGACGUGGACAGCGCCCCCUGUGGCAGCCCUGCGACAUUGCAGUUUCCCGGCCCUCGGGACUGCAUCUCAGAGGAGUCCACCAGCAAGCGGAGAUUAAAGAGGGAUAAGCGUGAACGCGUGGGGCUUCAAGCUCCCGAAGCCAGUCCUAGCUGCUACCCUAUAGAUAGUGAAUCGCCCCAGCGUCUCAGGAGGCUGACUCAUUUCAAUAGCUUUCCCGAGUCCUGUCCUGCGGUCUCGAACAUCGCCGUCGAGUGCGCCCAGUCGUACCGGGCCAUGAUGAACGAUGUCUGCUCGGGGAAGCAACCCCAGCAUCGACCCAGCCGGCUCCAGAGGGAAGGGACCACACAGCCGCACAGAAAGGACUCCUGUAAGCAGAUAAAGGAAGUCUGUGCCAUCAGCCCACACCGAAACCUCAACGCUGCCAACAGGCUGUCCUGCAAAGACAAGUUCAGGUUCUACAUCUUGGUGACAUCUACAGACGCCUUCUUUGAACAGACAAGGGAGCUGUUGGAGGCGGAGGGUCACGAGAGCGUGGAGCCCGAUCAGUUUGACCUCGAGAGGCGAAGCUGUGCCUCCGCCCUCCUGGUCAUGCUGCGGAACGAGGACAUCGCCGAGCACAUCAGCAGGAUUCCACGCCUGCUGGAGCUGAAGAGGACCCCCGGAGUGCUGUUUGCCGGGGUGGACCGGCCCGAUGACGUCCUCAACCACACGCAUCAGGAGCUGUUCAGAGAGGGGGGGUUCACCGUGUGUGACGCAGACGCGCUGCGCUCCUUCACUUUGGGUGAGCUGCAGAGGCUGGUGGGGCUGCUGGAGGAGCUGAGUGAGCGGAGCCGGUGGAAGUGGCUGCUGCACUACAGAGACGAGCGAGAGCUGAGGGAGGGGGCCAGGUGGAGCUCGGGGGCACGGCGUCUGAAGCAGGUUGUGGACCGUUGCCAGGAGGCGGGGCUUGCGGAGGUCAUGCCGUAUCACGAGUGUGAUGUCAUCUCUCGAGCCCGGCCCGACUACCUGAGCUGCCUCCUUCGCCUGCAGGCUCAGCGCGCCACAGUCCGCUUUCCCGUCUUCAUCACUGACACACCUGAAGUUUCGUUUGAGAAAUGUGGGAUUUUAGCCAUGAACCUCAACACCUUUUCACCCGUUCACCUUUCCCUGAACUCUGCUGCUCCAGUUGAUUUUUAAGAGCACAACCUGUAUUCAACUUCAGCAUAGUUACUUAUACCAUUCACCUUACCGUGCCUUUUGAUUUCCCCUGUUGUAAAAAGCAAGAUUUGUUAAUAUUUAUGUUGAUUAUAUAUUUUAUUCUUUUUACCUGGUUAAUAUCAGGCAGGAAAGGGCAACUGUUUAUUUGGCAUAAUGUUGGUUUUAUCCGGGUGUGUGUACCUGCGGCAGUGCUAAAUUGUACAUGUGUUUUGUUACUGUGAAGGACUUCUCUACAUAGUUUUUUUCACUAAUGUACAGGGUACCAGGGUAUUUUUAUAAAACAUUACCAAAUCUUAGGUACGGACAAGGGAUCGUAUUGGUAUUGUUCAUUUGGCUACAAGCCAAGUUUCUCCUGCAAUAUAAUGUGUUUCUAGAAAGAGUUCUGUGAUCUAAUUCACACACAUUUUUUAGUUCAGUGUACUGUAAUUUCACAGAUAUUUAUUUUUUACAUCUUACAGAAUUCAUGUUGCUGUAAAUAAUUUGCUAGCCUGCAGUUAGGAAAAAAUGUGCACUUUUGAGCACCAGGAUGUGCUGAUUGGACACUCACCUGUAAGCGGCUGAAAAGAUCUGAUUGGAUGGAAUAAUACCCAUGCGCAGAAACGACUGCACCUGAUUGGACGGGUGCACUUCAUCACCUGAGGAGUCGAUCGUUUGUGCUGCUGCAGGGGUGAUGAUGUUCUCUGUGGGUGUCACGUACUACAUUUUGAAUGCACACCAUGGGGAUUAUUUACACAGCUGUCCACAGGUGUGGGGCCUUCUGUUCCCUGUGGUGUGUACGUCUGAUGCUUCUGACAGGGGAAAUCACUUGUGUGUGUUUUUUUUUCUCACUGUGGAUGUGCCCAGGACGCUCAGGUCCUGUUUCAGUGGCAUGUCGGUGAUAAAUAUAGUACAUGUUCGAAAACUU
Anguilla rostrata (American eel) is the source of this 10451-nucleotide messenger RNA. It is a transcript of the gene tasor2, whose product is annotated as transcription activation suppressor family member 2. Gene Ontology annotation, biological process: negative regulation of gene expression, epigenetic. The coding region runs from base 599 to 9526 and encodes 2975 amino acids. NCBI's taxonomy places the organism in Eukaryota, Metazoa, Chordata, Actinopteri, Anguilliformes, Anguillidae. The transcript is spliced from 22 exons. Gene Ontology annotation, cellular component: nucleoplasm. The record is from RefSeq and is a predicted model, not a curated record.